Molecule: messenger RNA, 1787 nt
Organism: Glossina fuscipes
Lineage: Eukaryota; Metazoa; Arthropoda; Insecta; Diptera; Glossinidae
Gene: ArfGAP1
Product: ADP-ribosylation factor GTPase-activating protein 1
Exons: 6
Coding region: 336-1754 (472 amino acids)
Biological process (GO): regulation of ARF protein signal transduction; regulation of endocytosis
Cellular component (GO): Golgi membrane
Molecular function (GO): GTPase activator activity
Source: RefSeq, a predicted model, not a curated record
CUGAUGAAACUGCUGACGUUUAUUUUUCUAAACGAAAUAGUAGAAAAAAGGUCUCGUUUACAGAACAAAUAAGAAAAAUUUGUUCUGGUAAUUUUUUUUUUUUGUGAAAAACAGUGGCAAAGACAAUAUAUAAAAAUUUUGUAGUUUGAUUUCUAAUGUCAAUGAAAUAUACUUUUUCCAUUGCUUUUGUUAUAACGGUGACAAUUGCUUUGUCAAAUCCUGCAAAAAUAAUCACAAUCUCACGUAUUGGAUAUCAUCUUACGCGUAGGAGACCUGACUUUAUUUCAACGCAGUACAAGCGUUUGGAAUUUUGAAAAGUAAUUUUUAUAUAGAAUAUGGCUAGUCCAAGGACAAGACGUAUACUGCAAGAACUUAAACCGCAAGAUGAUAAUUCAAAAUGUUUCGAAUGUGGCACUCAUAAUCCGCAGUGGGUUUCGGUGACCUAUGGGAUAUGGAUAUGUUUGGAAUGCUCAGGGAAACAUCGCGGCCUGGGCGUGCAUUUAUCAUUUGUACGUUCAGUUACUAUGGACAAUUGGAAAGAUAUUGAAUUGGAAAAAAUGAAAGUAGGUGGUAACCGCAAUGCUCGAGAAUUUCUUGAGCAACGAGAAGACUGGAAUGACAGAUUGCCGAUUAAUCAAAAAUAUAAUACGAAAGCAGCCGCUUUGUAUCGCGACAAGAUAGCAACAUUAGCACAGGGAAAGUCCUGGGAUAUAAAUGAAGCGUCGACACGUUUAACUUCAACAGGGGGAGGUCAAUAUUCAAGCAUGACUGGCGCAAUGACUAAUACAACAAACAAUGCUAUGUCACAUUCAAGGAAUAGCGGCAACUAUCAACAAUCGUCAAAUAUGAGUAGCUAUCAAAACGGUGGCAACGUGAACAAUGCUGAUCUUAACUAUCAGCAAUAUAAUAGCCAAGAAUUUAAGGAUCAGAAAGAGGAGUUUUUCGCUAAACGCCAACUAGAAAAUGCCUCAAGACCUGAUAACCUGCCCCCUAAUCAGGGCGGGAAAUAUUCUGGUUUUGGGUAUACACGCGAGCCACCACCAAAAACUCAGUCUCAAGAGCUAAUCGAUUCUACUUUAUCAUCAUUAGCAUCGGGUUGGAGUUUAUUUUCGGCUGGCGCCUCCAAAAUUGCUGUCACAGCCAAAGAGAGAGCCGUUACUACCGUUAAUUUAGCUUCUUCAAAGAUUAAAGAAGGGGGUUUAUUAGAAUCGGUUCAACAGCAAGUCGCUGAUGUAGCUUUUAAGGUUUCCGAUAUUGGUAAGCGGGGAUGGAAUAAUUUGGCCGGUUAUAAUUAUACAUCGCCUAAUAAUAACAAUACCGCUGGUAAUUAUGGCUUCAACGUAGACAAUACAACUUAUCAACGUUCGCAUUCAGUGGGUGGCAAUUUAACCAAUAGUAACGACAAUGAUUGGCAUUGGCAGGAUAAUAAUCAGAAAACUCAAUUAACUUCAUCGAAAUCGUAUCAGAAUCAGUUGAGCAGUGACACCACUGCGUUAAAUGACGAUAUUAAAGAUGACGAUUGGUCUGGAUUUGAUAUUACCACACAUACUAAUGCGGACUAUCAAAAUUCCAUGACAUCGUAUCAGAAUUCCACAACAACAGCAGCACCAUUAGCAAUAAAUCGAACUAUGCGUUUGCAUAAUACGACGCAAAAGCUAAGCGAAGGCUUCGAAAGUCUCGAUGUAAAAAAUACUAAGCCUUCUACGAAUAAGCCGUCAGCUGAAGAGGAUGCUUGGAAUUUAUUAAUGAAUUGAAAUUGAAAUUGAAAAAAGCAUACUUAUAUUAAU